AUGAAAUCAUUUUAUCUUUAAAAACCAACUUAAGUUAGAGGCAAUUCAGAACCUAAGAAACCAGAAAAAGUAUAAAAUAAUAUGAAAAUGUCAAUGUCCUAAAAGAUGCACGAAAGUUAAACAAAAUGGAAUGGCCUAAUUGCUAGAACAGUCACUCUCGAAUAAAACUUAUUAAGAUUACGUGAUUCAGUUAAUUAAACAUUAAGAGGUGGUAGUAAAGAAUCAACUUCAUCUAAAUCAACAGCUGAAUAAUUACAUAAACCACCAACAUUAGUGAAUAUGACUAGCAGAAUUGCCUCACCUAUGUUGAAAAAAGUUUCCCCUUAGGAUUGUAUGACAAUGUCAAGAAUAUAGACUUAUAAAACUGUUCAAUCUUGGUUUCCAAAAUCGAGAUUCCAUACAUUUGAAGGAAUUCCUCAAUUUAGAAUUGGCAAAUUGUUAGGAAGAGGACAAUUUUCAGAUGUUCAUAUGUGCAUGUACUAUCAGACCUUAAAAUAAGCGACAAAUUGACUAGUACAAUAUAUGCUUUGAAAGUGAUUAAAAAAGAGAAAAUUUAAGAUGAAUAGUUAUAGAAACAAAUGAUCCAAGAAAUUAAAGUGCAAAUGAAUCUUAAUCAUCCAAACAUAGUUAAGUUGUAUAAUUGCUACUCUGAUGAAUAGAAUUUGUACUUGUUGAUGGAAUAUUGCAAUGAAGGUGAACUGUUUAAAGUCCAAAGAAAGUAACCUGGAUAUAAGUUCCCAGAAGUAAUUGUGCCUUCAAUACUUAGAAUAAAGCAUCAUAUUAUAUACACUAAAUUCUGCAAUGCAUAUAGUAUAUGCAUCAAAACAAAGUUAUGCAUCGAGAUUUGAAGACAGAAAAUAUCAUGUUAUCAUUUAAUCAAAUAAAAAUUGGAGAUUUUGGUUGUGUUUGUUCCAAUCAAGACCGAAGAGAAACCUUUUGUGGAACAAUUGAGUUUAUGGCACCUGAAGUGAUUUAAAUGAAGGGAUAUGACUCAAGAGUGGAUGCAUGGUAAAUAGCUGUGCUUGCUUAUGAAUUAGUAUAUGGAUAAACCCCAUUUGUUCUUUUGGGUAAUAAAGAUCACAAAGGAAUAAUGGAUAAUAUAAUAAAAGUAUUCAGAAUCAUUUUAUUUUCUUUAGCAUCGCUUAACAAUUCCCCAUACUUUUUCUGCUGAAUUAACUUUCUUUGUAAAAGGAGGUCUUCAAUCUGAUCCAAACAAAAGAUUGACGAUUGAAUAAAUGCUCAAACAUCCUUGGAUAACCAAACAUAAAUAACCUUAAACUAAAAGUGAAUACAAUAUUUGA
Molecule: messenger RNA, 1301 nt
Organism: Paramecium primaurelia
Lineage: Eukaryota; Ciliophora; Oligohymenophorea; Peniculida; Parameciidae
Source: the annotation of a GenBank genome assembly